ACAACAACAGUUCCCGUAACAAACAAGAAAAACAUGGCUAAACUUACCGAACAAGAACGCGCCGAACAAUUGCAACCUCUUCUGGAUGCUGGUUGGUCGAUGGUUAAUGGACGCGAUGCUAUUUAUCGUGAAUACAUUUUCCAAGAUUUCAAUCAAUCGUUUAGAUUUAUGACCGGUGUUGCACUAUUGGCUGAGAAAAUGAAUCAUCAUCCGGAAUGGUUUAAUGUCUAUAAUAAAUUGCAAGUGACAAUGUCAACACAUGAUGUCGGCGGUUUGAGUGCCAAGGAUAUACGUAUGGCCAAGUAUAUGGAAGAGGAAUUUAAACGUUAUGUAUAA
Messenger RNA from Musca vetustissima, 336 nucleotides. RefSeq names its product pterin-4-alpha-carbinolamine dehydratase (gene Pcd). Gene Ontology annotation, molecular function: 4-alpha-hydroxytetrahydrobiopterin dehydratase activity. Gene Ontology annotation, biological process: tetrahydrobiopterin biosynthetic process. The coding region runs from base 34 to 336 and encodes 100 amino acids. NCBI's taxonomy places the organism in Eukaryota, Metazoa, Arthropoda, Insecta, Diptera, Muscidae. The record is from RefSeq and is a predicted model, not a curated record. The transcript is spliced from 2 exons.